CUGAUCUAGGAAAUGCUUUCAACUUUGAGCAACUAGAUUAACAUAUUUGAAAUUGGACUCAUUCCAUUUUGUAGCAGAGCAAAACUGAUUUAUCAUGUAACAUUUUGCACAUAAGCCUGGAUGCUAACACAACUCUUUUUACCCUACAGACAGCACAUCUAAAGUCUAUCCAUCUUUGAAACUGCAUUAUUUCAGUUUCUUGAAAAUAAACCAUAACUUUUCUCUGGCCAUUUGGAAUUAACGCACAGAAAACCAUAUUGAACAUAGAUUCACAAGAGGUCUUAUUCAGCAAAACGUUACAAGAAUCAUUCUCCUUGGUCCUUUCAGCAAAACUCAAGUCUGAGCUUCUGAAAUGAAGACUUCACAGAAAUUUUAUCUCUUCUGUUUUUUUAUGCCCUUGGUGAAGCUAGCACCACCUAAUCAACACUCAACUCUGUUUCAUGAAACAUUCCAGCAAGAUUAUGAAGAUGCAUUAUUUCAGGAAGACUAUGGAGACUAUCCACAGGACGGAGUAAAAAAUAAGGAAGACAACACUUUCGUUUUCAAUGAAAAUAAUGUACAGCUGCAAAGAGAUGAUGAAAAACUUGCAGAGGGAACAACAAAUUAUACAACAAUGGCUACUUGUCUACUAUGUGUUUGUUUAAUUCGUUCAAUGUACUGUGAAGAAAUUGAUAUUGAAAGUAUCCCUGCUCUGCCAAAGGAAACAGGUUACCUUUAUGCAAGAUUCAACAAAAUCAAGAAGGUGAAAGUAUCUGAUUUUGCUGAAAUUCCCACCCUAAGAAGAAUUGAUUUGACGGGAAAUGCAAUUCAAGAGAUUGAAGAUGGAGCCUUUGCAAAGUUAAUUCUACUAGAAGAACUUUCAUUAGCUGAUAAUCGGAUAGCCAAGCUUCCAGUUUUGCCUCCCAAACUAACUUCACUAAACCUAAAUAACAACAGAAUUAAAAGCAGAGGAGUUAAAGCAAACGCUUUCAAGAAGCUGACAAAAUUGUCCUAUCUCUACUUAGCACAGAACGCCCUGGAGUCUGUUCCUCCUAAUUUGCCAGAAAGCCUACGUAUUCUGCAUCUUCAGUUCAACAACAUAACCAGCAUCACAGAUGAAACUUUCUGCAAAGGAAACAAUCAGACCCGUUACGUUCGUCAGCGCAUGGAUGAGAUCAGAAUGGAAGGCAACCCAGUCAUCUUGGGAAAGUACCCCAAUGCUUUUAUUUGCUUGAAGAGUUUGCCUAUAGGCCAAUACUUUUAGUUGGUAACCAAACUGAAACACGUAAAAAUUAGAUAAAAUUACUGUUGUAUCACUGUUUUAAACAUGUCCUUGUAUUAAUAGCCUCUCACAUAUAUAUAUUCAGAACUUUUAAUGAUAACAAUGUAUUUAGAUCUUCCCUAAUGUGGUGAUAUUGCACAUUCUGAUUUAAAAAGUUUGAGCAUUUGUCUACUUUUAGAUAAUAGACUCAAGCAUGAAACCAGGAAAAGGUAGCGACUCCUUCUGAGUAAUCAGAUUACAAAAUGAAUUAAAAUUGAUUUUAAAACUGUUACUGUUAUGAAUCUAAGAAUGCAUAGCAAAUCUAAAGGAAUGCAUUCUUUUAGGGGACAAGUAUAAUUUGAUUUAAUUCUGGAAGGACUGUAAAUAGACUGUACAAUACUUUGGAAUUAAAAGAGGAAAAAGUCGUUCAGAGAACAUACUCUGUGCGAAGACAUAUAGGAGCUCUUGCAAUGCCUUAAAUCUGUUUUUCUCAGGAUCAUGCUGUAGCUCUGGAGGGCACGUGUUCCUGGGAAAAGACUUAGCUCAUUUAGUAAGUUGAUGAUAAGGUGGUACAUAAGCAUCCUACAGUUCAGACUACCUUUUUUCUUUGAAAUGUGAGGGCUGCA
Molecule: messenger RNA, 1866 nt
Organism: Thamnophis elegans (Western terrestrial garter snake)
Lineage: Eukaryota; Metazoa; Chordata; Lepidosauria; Squamata; Natricidae
Gene: OGN
Product: osteoglycin
Exons: 7
Coding region: 353-1243 (296 amino acids)
Molecular function (GO): protein binding
Source: RefSeq, a predicted model, not a curated record